Molecule: messenger RNA, 1531 nt
Organism: Pundamilia nyererei
Lineage: Eukaryota; Metazoa; Chordata; Actinopteri; Cichliformes; Cichlidae
Gene: tssc4
Product: tumor suppressing subtransferable candidate 4
Exons: 2
Coding region: 347-1234 (295 amino acids)
Source: RefSeq, a predicted model, not a curated record
GUGUAGACUUAUCGCGGGAGGCUCGUCUGAUCCUUUUGCAGCCACAGUUUGUGGCCGCUGGGGGCAGCAGCUUCUGAGACGCAAGCGUAGAGGAAGUCGAUGUUUACGCGUCGUUGUAAACUACCGGGUCGGUGUUAGCGCCAGCAGUCAGGUAAACCACUGACAGGGUGAAAUGUUUUUUGAGAAUGAUCCCCGGCAGUUCUCUUACCGCUGCUCUGCAGCGCAACAGCACUUAGCAUUAGCGUGCUAGCUGGCUGGACAGGAGCCGGGACUGCGCAGAAUCAGUAACCCGGGAGAUCCGCGCAGCGCUGUGCCAGAAAGUUCUCGUCAGAGUGUUGGUGUCAAGAUGUGUGAUCAGAAGCAUGUCAGACAGCACGGUGAUAUGAUAAACAGUGACCAUGGCGACCAGCUGUCAGCCAGUGAUGAAUCUGAGCCUGAACAACAACCCAGCAGAGCUCCAUUUGACCCAGACCUAGACCACAGUGAUGAUGAUGAUGAUGAUGAUGAUGAUGUGUGUGCACCAGCAGCUAUUCCCAUAUCUCAGAGUUCAUUCAGUCUGAGUGGAGGGACCUCAGCCUUCUCUGACCGCAGCCACAGUAUCUUUGACUGCCUAGACAGUAUUGGCAGGCAGACUUUCUCCUCUCUAAAUCAGAACACUGUUGCAGACGAAUCCUCACUUCACAGUCAAAACACAAGCCAUCCAUCAUCCAUCUGUCCCACACCACCAAAGAAGAGAUUAGUCCCAGACUACCUAGUGCAUCCUGAACGCUGGACACAUUACAGUCUGGAGGAUGUGAAUGAGAGCAGCGAUCAGGAAAAUAGCAGGGUGGCUUAUCAGUUCCUGUCCAGCCUGGGGCAAGAGGCAAGAGGCAGUUCCCCUUGUGACCUCCAGCACAAGAUGAUCUUCAGACCCAAGCAACUGCCGAAGGAACAACCUAAUGAUCAGCUUUCUCUUGUGAGUGCAAAGGAGACAGGAAUGCAUCUCAGUCACCUACUGGAGGAGGAGGAGGAGGACGAAGAGGAAGAAGGAAGGAAAACAGAAGAACAUCUAGACAAAACUGAGAAAGGACAAAAAGAUGAAGAGAAGGACACGAGUGGAGCUAUGGGUCAAGGAGAGGAAAAGAAAGAGGUGCAAAAAGAAAAGAAGGUAGAAGAGUCCAGGUGCCAGUUCACCUCCUUCAGGAAUAUGAUGACUAAAAACUACAGGAAGCGUCCCGGCUGUGAGGACAACUGAUGACAGCAGUGACGUCCUCACCGUCAGCAGCUCAGUGUUUCAUCGUACGGUCAUAUGUGAACUGUACUCUUACUCCGCAUGCCUUAUCACCUGUGUUUGUUCUGUUUCAGCCAGCAGCGAUGUUCCAGAGUGCUUCACUUCAUACUUCAAGUUUCCUUAUUGUAGAAUUUUAGUUCCUGUUGUAUUUGGUAUUGUGAGAUAAAGUGUUGAAUUCAAAGGUUUUUGAGAAAAUAAGAAAUGGAAAGUUUUCCCAGUGAUAGUAAUUACUACCAUUAAAAACAAAUAAACACACCUUCA